Messenger RNA from Corticium candelabrum, 1821 nucleotides. RefSeq lists its product as uncharacterized. The transcript is spliced from 2 exons. Bases 97 to 711 code for a protein of 204 amino acids. NCBI's taxonomy places the organism in Eukaryota, Metazoa, Porifera, Homoscleromorpha, Homosclerophorida, Plakinidae. The record is from RefSeq and is a predicted model, not a curated record.
ACCGUCAGCUCCCCCUUCUGUGUCCAUACUGCCAGACCAGCACCACGUGCCGGGCAAGCUGUCGCUCAACUAUCUCAACCUCAACGUUUGUCCACAAUGGGUGACAUUGACACGUACGAGCUUGACUGGGAGAAAGCCGACAGCUUGCUGCCUAUUCCUGAGUACUCUGGUCCAUCACCUAGACCAACUUUCGACAAGCCCGACUGCACACAGCUGUCCAUUUUUAGCAAGAUUUUUGAUGACGAAGUAUGGCAGUUUAUCACGGAUUACACCAAUGUGUACGCAGAGGUGUUUCACACGGCCAAGCCCGAAUAUUUCACAACAAGUGGACAUCUCUAUCGGUUGGAGAGCUCCAGUGCUACAUUGCCUUGGUCAUCGCCAUGGGGAUUGUCAAGUUGCCGAGAGUUGCUUACUACUGGCAGCAAAAACAUUCGAGUCUCCGGCUGUUUGGAAUACCGAACGUUAUGUCAAGAAACAGGUUCACGGCAAUCUCCAGGUACCUCCAUAUAUCAAACAGGACCGAGGAACCGGCACGUGGUUCAGCGAAUUAUGACAAACUUUACAAAGUCAGAGAAUUCCAUGAUCUCUUGGUUAGGAAACAUCAGCCCCGUCGACAAAGCCAUGAUCCCGUUCAAAGGAUCCAUUGGCUUUCGUCAGUAUAUGAAGAAAAAAACCAACGAAAUGGGGCAUAAAGGUCUGGACACUCAGUGAUGCCAAAACCGGUUGCAUCUACCGUUCCUCUGUAUACACCGAAAAGAACCUCACUGAGAAACAGCAUGGUCUCCUUGGCAACCGGGUUGUGUAUGGACUUUCGUGGUUUGGAAGACCGAGCACUCCACCUCUACACUAACAAUUUCUACACCAACCCAGACCUGUACCUUCAUCUAAAAGAAUGGAAGAUCUUCGCUUGUGGAACGAUCAAGGACAGGAGGGUUUUCCACGAGAAAUACAGAUAACAAAGCCGAGGAGAAUCGCACAGCCAUUGGGAUGAUUGACUAAAGAGUCUCGUCUCCCCUGCUGUGUGUUACAUGGAAAGACAAACGUCUGGUGCGAGUGAUUUCCACUAUUCACCCCAUCAUGGAGCAUAGCAAAUGGUGCCAAGUGAGAAGAAGCUGGGGCUGUGAGCGUAUCAUGUUGGAUGGCCCUAUGGCAUUGAGAGAUUAUAACAUUUUUAUGAGGAGGGAGGUGGAUAAAGGCGAUCAACUCAUCACUCUUUACAACGGCGGCCGACAGACUAAAAAGAGUGGAAGAGGAUUUUCUGGCACGAUGCUGAAUCACAGUUUCUCAACGCACACAUUCUAUACAACAGCCAGAAACCUCGGAAACAACCCUAUCUCACAUUUAAAUCCAAAUUGGUUGAACAGCUCGUUGCAGGUAGGUCGUAUCGACUGACAGUAGGCGCACAGAGAGUCCAUGCUCUAGCAUCUCGACUCAACAAAGCCCUCGCGCAUGAAGUUCUAUUUGCUGAAGUUAGACGAGUCUGAGUCUGCAGUGAUACACUAACACAAGCUGGUUAUCCAGCAGCAAAUGCCACCAGGAUAAAGACCUAUUGUGGCGUCUGUGAUGUACACUUGUGUUGCAUAGUAAAACGACAAUGUUUCUAUAAGUACUACAGUGAGAGAAAUGCUGGGACUAGCUGGUUAGAACACAAAUGUAUUUUUGAAUGUGUAUAACGAAAACUAUGGCAAUAAGCAUUGGACAAAGCCCUGAUGACCAUGCAGCCAGCACUAUAUGUGCUACACGGUGUACUGUACCUACAAGAUAUGGUCGGAUAUCAAGAAUGCAAUCGAGGACCAAACACUGCAGAUGUAUUGGCCGAGU